Molecule: messenger RNA, 2213 nt
Organism: Hirundo rustica (Barn swallow)
Lineage: Eukaryota; Metazoa; Chordata; Aves; Passeriformes; Hirundinidae
Gene: GBGT1
Product: globoside alpha-1,3-N-acetylgalactosaminyltransferase 1 (FORS blood group)
Exons: 9
Coding region: 306-1340 (344 amino acids)
Biological process (GO): carbohydrate metabolic process
Cellular component (GO): vesicle; membrane; Golgi apparatus
Molecular function (GO): globoside alpha-N-acetylgalactosaminyltransferase activity
Source: RefSeq, a predicted model, not a curated record
AAGCUCUAACUGGAAAUUAUCCUGGUUCUCCAGCCAGCCUGGAAGAGCACAGCGGAGGGCUGGGUCCUGGAACAGCAGCAGCGAAAUGAAAACACAGGAGCCUGAUCCACAGCUGCCCGCUUCUGUCCUCGCUGAAGGGACCAAAGUUCACCCUGUGGGCACCUCUGCUUCCCUGUGAGCAGAAGAAAAGAUUGAUUUGAGCUUUUAAGGCACCUUGGCAGGGAGUGCCUCUGGCGGGGAGUGGGCUGCGAAAGAGUGAGAGCUGCUGGAAUUCAGAAGUCGCCCUUCCUUCUCCUCUAGAAGAUAUGAUUUCCAGGAAGGUGCUGCUGGGAUCUCUUCUCUGCCUGGGUGUGGUUGCUGCACUUGUCUGGGCUAUGGCUGGGCGUGGAAAAGUGCACUACCUGCCCUACUACCUUCCUUGCCCUGAAAUCUUCUCCAUGAAACUCCAAUAUACAGAAGAGAAGCUAAUCCAGCUUUUCCCCCAAUUAUUUUAUCAGCAGCCAAGAGUGCUGGCGCCAAAGCGCCAGGAUGUGCUGACAGUCACACCAUGGCUGGCCCCCAUCGUCUGGGAAGGCACCUUCGAUCCUGAGGUCCUGGACAGUGCCUACAGACCCCUGAACCUCACCAUAGGGGUGACAGCCUUCGCUGUUGGGAAGUACACGAGGUUCGUGCGUCGCUUCCUGGAGUCGGCGGAGCAGCAUUUCCUGCGCGGGUACCGGGUGAACUACUACAUCUUCACAGACAGCCCCCGGAGCAUUCCCCGAGCCCGGCUGCGCCCGGGGCGCCGCCUGCUCACCGUGCCCAUCCGCAAGUACUCCAGCUGGCAGGAGAUCUCCAUGCGCAGGAUGGAGGCCAUCAACCGGCACGUGGCCGAGGUGAGCCGUCGGGAGGUGCGGUACCUCUUCUGCCUGGACGUCGACAUGGUGUUCCACAACCCCUGGGGCCCCGAGACCCUGGGGGACACGGUGGCAGCCAUCCACCCCGGCUACUUCGACGUGCCGCGAGAGCAGUUCCCUUACGAGAGGAGGAGCUCCUCGGCAGCCUACAUCCCCGAGGGAGAGGGGGAUUUCUACUACGGAGGAGCCGUGUUCGGGGGCUCGGUGGAGAAAGUCUACGAGUUCACCAAGACCUGCCACAUGACCAUCCUGGCAGACAAAGCCAACGGGAUCAUGGCAGCCUGGCAGGAGGAGAGUCACCUCAACAGGCACUUCCUGUCCCACAAACCCUCCAAGGUGCUUUCUCCAGAGUAUAUAUGGGAUGACAGGAAGCCGAAGCCCCCCGAAAUCCGGCUCGUACGUUUUUCCACCGUGGAUAAGGACUACAAAGAGAUCCGAAACUGAGCAUCUGAUCCCUGCAGAGAGAUCCUCCACGCAACCAAAGCCUCCAAAAUUAAUUCCUGCAGAAUGCGCCCCACCGUGGAUUUUUGGUCCUGGUAGGAGCAAACUGGGAUAGUUUGUGUGGAUAGUUCCUCUGGAGAGAAGAGUCUAAAUGCAUCUCAGAAGCAGCAGUCAAAGUGCAGGUGAGACUGAAAAGGUUUCUGGAUUCCCACUCUUUGUAAAUACGUUCUGCUUGAGGCUGUAGCACACAAAAAAGCAUCCAAAAGGCCAAUCCAUGCACGUCGAGUGUUUUCCUGAGGCCUGGUGGAAACUUAACAAGAUCAAAACGGCAUUUGACGUUCCCGUGGAGAAGAAGACCUUGGGUUUUGGUAAAGACCUUUUCACCUUAGAAAAAGAGAACAUUGCAGGGCAAUAAUUUUUUUCCUGCAUUGUGAUUUAAACUAACACCUUUUGUCAGAAUCAGGAGGAAACCUGCACUCUGAGCACGUCAUCCCUGACUGCUGUGCAGCAAGAUUCCUUGGACCUUCUCAGCAGGGAGCUGGUGCCAGGCAUUGCCAAUAAGAGCCCUGGUCUGACAGGACAAACUGUGUGAACUCACCUGGCAGUUAUCUCCCAAAUCCAGCCUGUGCUUUGGAGACCCGAGUUUAGACAGAACUGGCACAGCUCAGAGCAGGCUGAACUUCUUCGGGUUUAUUUCAAUCGCAGAUGUGCUCUGAACCUUUUCCCUGGGUCGCACGUCUCCGUGGAUCAUGUAAUCUUUUCCAACACAGAAAAUCUGGUCUUGAGAUGUUCACGUUCCCCUCCAUCGCUUCAGCCCUUUCCAAUUUUUCCAAGCUCUGCGAAAUAAAUUGGCGAGAAGCUGCCGGGGCUGACAGC